Messenger RNA from Hylaeus volcanicus, 3281 nucleotides. RefSeq names its product ubiquitin carboxyl-terminal hydrolase CYLD (gene CYLD). The coding region runs from base 298 to 2688 and encodes 796 amino acids. Gene Ontology annotation, cellular component: cytosol. Gene Ontology annotation, molecular function: K63-linked deubiquitinase activity; cysteine-type deubiquitinase activity. Gene Ontology annotation, biological process: protein K63-linked deubiquitination. The record is from RefSeq and is a predicted model, not a curated record. The transcript has 11 exons. Lineage: Eukaryota; Metazoa; Arthropoda; Insecta; Hymenoptera; Colletidae.
CACUGACAAAUGCCUUACACGAAUUGACAUUCAAUGUGUAAUUUUCUGCUUGAAUUUGACUGUUGCGAACAUUCGUGGCUGCUCAUGAAGGAUACUUCUUUAAAUAAUUCUACCAGUUGUCUGUAAAUUUUAUUAGCUCGAUGAGCGACAUGCAUAAAAAAACUUCUCUUUGUCUGAUCUCUAUUUCAGAGUCAAAAGUUAUGAGAUGAAGGAGGUAAACGUCGCGUUUAAUCCGCGUGUUGUGCGCUUAUCGUGACUAACAAGUCGCUUUAUCGCAAUGAUCGUCCACGAUUAAUUAUGGAGAAACGGAUUGCCGGUAGCAAAGAGGGCCGGCAUGUCCUCCAAUAUUAUGUUGCCAAGCAAAACUCCAUUCUGACGCGUAUGUCAGGCGAAUGCGACAAAAAUCUUAAUACGUUGCGUCUUGGCAUGCUCGUAGAGGCACUCGAGGAUCUGGGAGACAGUGCACUCAGAGUGCGUGUCAAUGACACGACAGGAUCAGAAAUUUGGCGUGGCACAGAAUGGCGAUGUCACAGAUAUGACUUGAUUCCUGUUUCAUCAGAGGUAUGGAAAUUUUUACCCGCAGUCUCCGUACCUCAAGAAAGAGUUCACUUAGCCAAUCACAAACUCUUAUGCAAAGAGCUCACCAGCCUGAUGAUGGAUGAUACCAUUUGGUAUUGUCCUGAUCCUCAGGGAUACACCAAAUACCUGGCUGUUAUUAAAUAUAUUGGACCUGUGCCAGAACUCGGUCAAGGAUAUUACUUUGGUCUUGACUUGUUGGAUGGUCAAGAAUCAUCAAAAACAGCCUUACUAAGCAAGGAAUACUUUGUUUCUAAACAUUCAGAAGGAAGAUUCGCUACAUUGAGUAACAUUUUCCCAUUAAAGCCUGAGGGUCCCACAGGUCUUGGAAACUCGGAUAAAAAUGUCUUCUUAAAAACAGACUCGGGAAAUAAUUAUACAAACGAAAAAAAAAAGUCUGUGUUGGACUCCACACCACCUGUCCUUUUAGAAAAAUUUGCUAUUUUCGAUGACAAUAAAAACAAUAACAGAGAUCAACGACCUUUGUCAAACGAAUAUCUUCAGUCUCCAAAAUCAAUGACACUAGAAAAUGACAGCAAUGUAACUAAAAACACAAAUAUCCAUGUGUAUGCACAAUCUGGUAGUACAUCAGAGAAAAAUGAAAAUAAAAAGUGUGGACGAGUAGAAAACACAGAAUUAAUCGUGGGUUCUAAUGUAAAAAUUCUGUUGGACUCUGAUGUACACUAUGGAGUCAUUCGUUGGAUUGGAACCCCUCCUGGUAUUACUCCUGGUAAAUUAAUAGCAGCUGUAGAACUGGAUGAUGGUCAUCCAUCAGGUACAGAUGGAACAUAUAAAGAUGUAAGAUAUUUUCAUUGUCGUCCUUACAGAGCUGUUUUCAUAGACCUCGAUCAAUGUUCUCGUUACGAUACGAUGGUUACGAUGUCACAGAAAAAAGAAAACGUUGACGAUCCCUCAACGCCAAUAAAUACAGAUAAUUUUGGCAACAUGGAAAGCUCUGUGAUUGUCGGAAUGGUCCGCCCAAUUUCCGUUAAAGGAAAUCUGAAAAACAUUUGUGGAAAAUAUAGAGGAAUACAAGGGCAUCACAAUUCGUGUUACUUGGACGCCACUCUUUUUAGCAUGUUUACAUUUACUAGUGUAUUUGAUAAUCUCUUAUUUAGACCACCAAACGAGAAAGACUGUCCGCAAUAUGAAGAAGUGCAAAGGGUAUUACGCGAAGAAAUAGUAAAUCCUCUUAGAAAAAAUAUGUUUGUCAGAGCAGAUCAUGUAAUGAAACUUCGAACGUUACUUGAAAAAUUGUCCUCCGUAUCUGGGCUUACCAGUGAAGAGAAAGAUCCUGAAGAAUUUUUAACAUCACUGGUAGCACAAAUUUUAAACGCUGAGCCGUUUCUUAAGCUAAGUUCUGGGCAGGAUGCAUAUCACUAUCAACUUUUCGUUGAGAAGGACGAUCAUUUGAAUCUUCCAACUGUACAACAACUAUUAGAACAAAGUUUUCUUACAAGUAACAUAAGAUUAAAGGAAGUCCCAUCGUGUCUCAUUAUACAAAUGCCUCGAUUCGGAAAGUCGUUCAAAAUGUAUCAAAAGAUACAACCUACUCUGUUACUCGAUGUAACGGACAUUAUUGAAGAUUCACCCAGGCAAUGUACAAUUUGUGGAAAAUUAGCCGAGUUUGAAUGCAAAGAAUGUUACGGACAAUGCGGUGUUGGGCUUGAAAGUAUUGCCUUCUGUUUGCAGUGUUUAGAAAAGGUACAUCGUCACGAACGAAGAACGAAUCAUGAGCCAAAGAAGCUCGUAGUACCAAUGGAAUUUGCUAUCUUGCAAGAACAUUGUCCUGUUCCACGAUUAUACUUGGAAUUAUCAGCAGUUGUUUGUAUCGAAACGUCUCAUUACGUGUGUUUUGUGAAAUGUGGUUCAGGUUCGGAAGCACCGUGGUGUUUUUUCGAUUCCAUGGCUGAUAGAAAAGGAGAACAAAAUGGUUACAACAUACCAGAAAUGGUUCCAUGUCCUGGUUUUCCAUAUUGGCUAAGCGAAGAAGGCGGUCAUUAUCUAACUGAAUUAACUGACGACCGUCACUUACCGGAGCAUGCGAAACGACUCUUGUGCGACGCCUACAUGUGCAUGUAUCAAUCACCAGACGUUAUGAUGUACAAAUAAGAUCAAUUGCUUAGUAACUUAGGUAAGUUAGGUUUACAGUCAUUACUCAACAACAAAUUUGGGUAUAACGUUUGUGCUGUAUUUAUUGAAUGUUCACAAACUGAUGCGACAAACACGAUUAUUAGCAAAGACAUUUAUUUAUAAAUGAGAAUUAAAGACAAGAAGGGUGUAAGAUUGGACUACAUCGAUUUAUAAAGUUUAUUGAAAUGCUAACAGACAAAUGUGUAGUUUUAAAGAAACUAAAGUUAUACAUAUGUUAUAGAAAUUGCCUCGUAAUCACUGUUUUUCUUUAAUCCGAAACCUAAUCUAAUGCAACCACAGUGCUGUCUUUUUUAGUUCAUGAGAGGUAUAAUAUAUAUUAUACAUAUUCAUCAGUGAAAUAAAAUUAAGUUUCCAGUCUAAGCAAAAGUAUUAGAAAAGUCUACUAUCCUAUACUAAAAUUGAUCCAUUACUCGUUUUAUUCAUAUAUUUGAUCGAAAUGAUUGUGACAAACUGGAUGGAAAUCUCUACAAUUUGAGAUAUAUUUACAUAUAAACAGAAAUUAAAAUCAACGGCACUUGUCAGAAGUUACAAGUGAAGAAAAGGAAAAAGCA